UAUGCACUACCUUAAAAAAAAAAAAAAAGGUUCAGUAAGUGUUUAUGGAUUGCGUGCUUUUUUACUCCCAGCUAAGUCAACCAAAGGUCACCGCAUAGGUUCUGGUGAAACCUGGUGACCCGAGCGGUUCAGAGCGGCCGGGAUCAAAGGUGAGGACCGCUGGGAGGGCCCAUACAAGCUGCGAAAGAAAGGCAGUGCACUAACCUCUCCGCCGGAAAAGAAGAGGGACGUGCCAAGCGCGCAAGCUUCCGCGACCCGGCUGCAGCUCCUCCUUGGCGCCGGCACCGCCUCUCGUGCAGCGGGUGCGACGCGAGUGUUGGCGCUGGCACGGCGGAGGUGAUGGCCAGGACUCCGGCGUCCCUCUCGGGACAGGACGAAGGAUCAUUUGCGUAUCUUACAAUUAAAGACAGAAUACCACAGAUCUUAACCAGGGCUAUUGAUACAUUGCAUCGACAUAAAAGUGAAUUUUUUGAGAAACAUGGAGAGAAAGGCACUGAAGCUGAAAAGAAAGCAAUUUCUCUUCUUUCUAAAUUACGAAAUGAAUUGCAAACAGAUAAACCAAUAAUCCCCUUUGUUGAGAAGUUUGUUGAUACUGACAUAUGGAAUCAGUACCUAGAAUAUCAACAGAGUCUUUUAAAUGAAAAUGAUGGAAAACCCAGAUGGUUUUACUCACCUUGGUUAUUUGUAGAAUGCUACAUGUAUCGUAGAAUUCAUGAAGCAAUUAUCCAGAGUCCACCGAUUGAUGACUUUGAUGUGUUUAAAGAAUCCAAAGACCAAAAUUUCUUUGAGUCACAGGAAUCUGUCAUUGCUCUGUGUACUCACCUGCAAGAGGUGGUAAGAGCCAUCGAAGACCUAGAUGAAAAUCAGCUGAGAGAAGAAUUUUUCAGACUUCUUCAGAUUUCACUGUGGGGGAAUAAGUGUGAUCUGUCUCUAUCAAGCGGGGAAACCAGGUCUCAGAAAACCAAUGUAAUUAAUUCUUUGGAGGAACUAAAACCUUUGAUUUUAGUGAAUGACAUGGAACGUCUUUGGUUGCUGCUUAACAACUGCAAGAAAACAAGAGAAAAAGCAUCUAUUACCAGAGUAGUAAUUGUUCUGGAUAAUUCUGGGUUUGAACUUGUUACAGAUUUAGUUUUAGCUGACUUUUUGUUGUCCUCUCAACUGGCUACUGAGAUCCAUUUUUAUGGAAAAACUAUUCCGUGGUUUGUGUCCGAUACUACUAUCCGUGAUUUUAACUGGUUAAUUGAACAAAUGAAAAUGUCUAAUCAUAAGUGGAUGUCCAAGUGUGGGGCUGACUGGGAAGCCUAUGUAAAGACGGGCAGAUGGGUUUACCGUGAUCAUAUAUUUUGGACCCUGCCUCAUGAAUUCUGCGUAAUGUCUCAGGUUGCUCCUGACUUGUAUGCUGAACUGCAGAAGGCACAUUUAAUUUUAUUCAAGGGUGAUUUGAACUAUAGGAAGUUGACAGGCGAUAGGAAGUGGGAAUUUACCGUUCCGUUUCAUCAGGCUUUGAACGGCUUCCAUCCUGCCCCUCUCUGCAGCAUACGGACAUUAAAAGCAGAGCUUCAGGUUGGGCUGAAGCCAGGGCAGGCUGAGCAAUAUGUAGCCUCCGAGCCCAACUGGCUGACCACUGGCAAGUAUGGGAUAUUUCAGUUUGAUGGUCCACUCUGACUUGCUUUAGGAACUCUUAAGUUGUGUAGGGAGAUAUGAGAGACACUUCGUGUCCGCAAAAGGAGCACGUGAAUUUAGUCCCAUGGCUGCUCUGCAUCCGCUCUGGGGAGCAUGGCUUCUCAGUGCUCGUUUCCAUACGCUCUCGAUGCUUUUCUCUUUGGGCAUUUUGCCCUACUACAUUGUUUGGGCGAUAGAUGGAUUGAGCUAGUUACAGUUAUUUAUGUUUAUGUUGGAAUUUUAGUCACUUAUUUCAAGUUAAAUGCAUAAUUUCAAGUGGUUUUAAUGAACUUAUUUUUAAUUGGUCAGAAAGUAAAAUAUAAGAGAAUUCUGCUUUUAAAGUUAGUUAACAUUCUUUUAAUGCUAUGCUGCAUGGUAUUUAAUAUUCUAGGAAGCAUGGGAUUUUAUUUACCUUGUUUUGGGGCUCUAGAAAUAAGGGCUCCGUGAAGGCAAACAUCUUAAAUGAAAUAGGUUUUGAAAAGAGAGGCAUUUCUUAGAACUGUGAUACUUGAACGAUGAAAGUAAAGAUUACCUCAUAAGUUAAUUCUAAAUUUUGUUCUCCUUGAACUUUAUUUCAUUUUAAAUAACUUGUUUAAUUUGCACGCAUUUGUAUUUUGAUUGACCUGUGGAAUGGAUAGCAGGAAACCCAAAAUUGAACAGAAUGAAACAAAUGGUAUUUGAAGAACUGAUACCUUUUACAUUCUAUUUGUGAUAUCCAUAACCAAUUGAAAUAUAUUAUUUUAAUACAUAAAUGCUUUAAAUGAACAGAUUUUUAGAUUGUUCUGCAGUUUUUUUAAAAAAAAUGCUUUAGCUAGAAAAGAUUCUUAUGCAUUGAAUUUGGAGUACUAAGUUAAUUGUUUAUAUGCUUACCCAUUUUUGAUGACCACUAGAUGUUAAAGAAUAUAAGUUUCCAUCAGUUUGUUUUGAAACUGAUAUCGGUAAUAAACCUGGAAAUGUUUUCUUGUUGGUAUAAUAAAAUGAAGUGUACUGAAAA
This is a messenger RNA of Ailuropoda melanoleuca (giant panda), 2656 nucleotides long. It is a transcript of the gene DCPH1, whose product is annotated as damage control phosphatase 1. Gene Ontology annotation, biological process: DNA damage response. Lineage: Eukaryota; Metazoa; Chordata; Mammalia; Carnivora; Ursidae. The coding region runs from base 340 to 1665 and encodes 441 amino acids. The transcript has 6 exons. Gene Ontology annotation, cellular component: nucleus. Gene Ontology annotation, molecular function: phosphatase activity. The record is from RefSeq and is a predicted model, not a curated record.